UUAUAUGACUAUUUUAGCAAAUUGGGUCUUAGUUCGAGCAAUAUCAUGCUUCCUCCAAAUCGGUAUGUGUAUGUCUAUGCGUCCGUAUGCAUAGAUACAAGCGUAGAUGUUUACUCAUUUCUUUGCAAAACAAGCUACUCCCGUCGGUGCCCAAAUCCAAAGGAAACAUUUUAGGAAAAGUUAAACAUAACGAACUCGUUUCUUUGCAAGCUUACUGAAGCACCCGAUUUCUGUAGCGAUGUCAAGUUUCUGCUUUGCAUCUAAUGUUCUGGAGCACACUGUUACAGAGUUGGUUUCCCCGUCAGGUACUGUUAUAUGGAGAAUUAAGGCCAAAGUUUGUGACUGUGAAUGAAGAAUGUACUCGAUUUUGUCAUGCGUUCUGAUCUGCUGUUCAAGACUACGUCUAUGGUGGUGGGCUUAGCCCGGAGUGGAAGAAUCCCUCAUGCACGCAGACUGUUUGACGAAAUGCCACAUAGAGACUCUGUUGCUUGGAAUGCCAUGAUAAGUGGAUACUCUCGUUUGGGACUUUACCACGAAGCUUUGUCUCUCUUCGGUGACAUGAGAGUCUCCCUCUUUAGACCCGAUAACUUCUCAUUCUCUGCAACGCUGAAUGCGUGUGCAGGUGCUCGCCAUCUUCAAACUGGAACAAUAAUUCAUGCUUUAAUUGUUGUUUCAGGGUACUUAUGUUAUCUUCCAGUGUGUAAUUCGCUGGUUGAUAUGUAUGGGAAGUGUUCGAGUCCUGACGAUGCAAGAAAAGUUUUUUAUGAGAUGGAUUGUAGGAAUGAAGUGACAUGGUGUUCACUUCUGUUUGCAUAUGCAAAUUCUGGUCUAUUCAGCAUGGCCAGUGAACUGUUUCAUAGGAUGCCUGUAAGGGUUGAAAUUGCUUGGAAUAUAAUGAUUGUAGGAUAUGCUCAGGUUGGAAAAGUUGAAGCAUGCCUGCAUAUGUUUAAAGAAAUGUGUGAGAGUUUGUAUCAUCCUGACCAAUGUACAUUCAGUGCUCUCAUGAACGCUUGUGCUGGUUCAUCAGAUACUUUAUAUGGAUGCAUGAUUCAUAGUUUCAUUAUCAAAUCUGGUUGGACCUCUGCUGUGGAGGUUAUACGAGAAACGGUAAUGGGGAACAAGCUCUUCAUAUGUUUGUAGACAUGGUGAGAGACUCAAUCCAGCUUGAUGAUCUAGUAGCUGGAGCAGUCCUACAUGCCUGUGCUAGCUUAGCAAUGCUUGAACAUGGGAAAAUGGUCCAUAGUUGCAUAAUUCGAUCCGGCUCACACAACUACGUCUAUGUCGGAAACAGCCUGGUUAACAUGUAUGCUAAAUGUGGGGACUUGGAAAGUUCAAGGCUUGCAUUUCAUAGUAUUAUUGAGAAGGAUCUGAUUUCAUGGAACACAAUGUUGUUUGCACUGGGACUCCAUGGGAGAGCUAGUGAAGCUCUUUACAGUUACCAUGAAAUGGUAACAUCUGGUGUAAAACCAGAUGAAGUAACCUUCAUAGGGAUUCUAAUGACUUGCAGCCACGCGGGGCUUAUAUACCAAGGCCUCAAGUUUUUUGAAUCAAUGAGAUUAGAUUAUGGGCUCUCUCAUGGAACAGAUCACGUAGCUUGCAUAGUAGACAUGCUUGGAAGAAGUGGGUACGUCGCAGAAGCCAGAAAAAUUGCCGCUAAGUAUUCAAAAACCAUCACAGAUAGGACCAACUCACAGGAAAUUCUACUUGGUGCUUGUUAUUUUCAUGGAGAUAUAGGAACUGGGAGUACUGUGGGAGAAGACUUGAAGAAGUUAGAGCCAUUAAAAGAAGCUGCUUAUGUGUUAUUGUCAAAUUUGUAUCUUGCAAGUGGGAAAUGGAAGGAAGCAGAGAGGUUGAGGAAAGAAAUGGUGGAUCAAAGAGUGAAGAAAGUGCCUGGAAGUAGUUGGAUUGAAGUGAAAAAUGAUGUCGCUGCUUUUGUUUCUGGAAACAACAAUUCACAUCCUCAAAUGGGUAACAUAUAUGAGACAGUUUGCCUUCUCGAAUUAGAAAUGAGACAUCCUUGGCCUGUUCACUUUUUU
Messenger RNA from Neltuma alba, 2036 nucleotides. RefSeq names its product pentatricopeptide repeat-containing protein At2g36980, mitochondrial-like. Gene Ontology annotation, molecular function: protein binding; RNA binding. Gene Ontology annotation, biological process: RNA modification. NCBI's taxonomy places the organism in Eukaryota, Viridiplantae, Streptophyta, Magnoliopsida, Fabales, Fabaceae. The record is from RefSeq and is a predicted model, not a curated record. The coding region runs from base 349 to 1140 and encodes 263 amino acids. The transcript is spliced from 2 exons.